AUGCACAUCACAGCAGACAACAUCUUCAACAUCUUCAUCACAGCCGGAGACGUGAUGCCGAGCCACCCUCUUCGUGUUGCGGUUGUUUGCUCUAGCAACCAGAACCGCAGUAUGGAGGCUCACAAUAUCCUCAGCAAACGUGGGUUUGCCGUCCGUUCAUUUGGCACAGGGUCACAUGUGAAGUUGCCAGGCCCUGCACCGGAUAAGCCAAAUGUGUACGACUUCAAAACUACAUACGAACAGAUGUACAACGACUUGGUUCGCAAGGAUAAGGAACUAUAUACGCAGAAUGGUAUUCUUCAUAUGUUAGACCGCAACAAGCGCAUCAAAUCAAAGCCGGAGCGCUUCCAAAGCUGCAAGGACAAGUUUGACCUGAUCAUCACCUGUGAGGAGAGGGUGUAUGACCAAGUGCUAGAGGACUUUCACUCCAAAGAGGAAGAGUGCUCGCAGCCUGUGCAUGUCAUCAAUGUAGAUAUUCAAGAUAACCAUGAAGAAGCCACGCUGGGUGCCUUCCUUAUUUGUGAACUCUGCCAAUGUCUUCAGCACACUGAUGACAUGGAGAAUGAAAUUGACGAGCUCCUACAGGACUUGGAAGAAAAAAGUAAAAGGACUUUUCUACACACAGUGUGCUUCUACUGA
This is a messenger RNA of Knipowitschia caucasica, 639 nucleotides long. Lineage: Eukaryota; Metazoa; Chordata; Actinopteri; Gobiiformes; Gobiidae. The record is from the annotation of a GenBank genome assembly.